CAAGGAUUCUAGGAGCCUCAGCAUGUCGGGGCCAAUAACUACACUGGCCAGCACAGCAGCUGCCGCCACAGCACAGGUGGAGGACUUAAGUUUCGGUUCGACCGACUAUACGGUGUUUAUACUUAUGUUGAGUGUGUCCGCGUCCAUUGGCGUGUACUUUGGAUUCUUCUCCAAGGCAAAGAACACCACAGAGGAAUAUCUGCGUGGCGGCAAGAAGAUGCAAGCGCUGCCCAUAGCCAUAUCUUUGGUCUCCAGUCAACUGUCAGGUGUUGCCAUCAUGUCCAUUCCCACUGAGAAUUAUACGUAUGGCUUUAACUUCAUAUUCGCGGUGCUAGCCAUGAUACCAACUGUUCCCAUACUGAUAUAUAUAAUUGUGCCCGUCUUCUAUGACAACAAUGUCGUCAAUUGUUAUGAGUAUCUGGAGAUGCGAUUUAAUAAACGCACUCGUCAAUUCGUGACGCUGACUUUUGUUUUGAAUCAAUUCCUAAUGCUGCCUGUUUAUAUGUUUAUACCCUCACUGGCAUUCUCUCAAGUGACCGGCAUAAAUAUCCACCUAAUCAAUACCGUAGUCUCAUCGAUCUGUGUUUUCUAUACCAUGUUGGGCGGCAUUAAGGCGGUCGUCUGGACGGACGUUGUUCAGGCUGGCGUUAUGCUGCUCUCUGUGAUAAUGGUGGGCGUGCUGGGCACUAUGCGUACAGGAGGAUUGGGUACUGUGCUCGAGUAUGCGUCGGAAGGCGGUCGUUUCAACUUUGACUUUAGACUGGAUCCAAGAAUACGCGCCACUUUCUGGAACAGCAUGACCAGCGGCCUACUACUUUGGACGGGCAAAAUUGGACUUGAUCAGAGCUGUGUGCAGCGCAUUGUCUCCUUGCCUUCGUAUGCGCAUGCCAAAAAAUCUCUUGUUGUUGCGGGCUUUGGUUUUCUGAUUAUCAUGUUCUUUACCUCUUUUGCUGGCAUCAUAAUGUUUGCACACUAUUACGGCUGUGAUCCCAUGCUGGCAGGCCUGGUCAGCAAGCCGGACAAAAUGAUGCCCUUCUUUAUACAGGACAUAAUGGGUAAUCUGCCCGGCAUGCCGGGACUGUUCAUCUCGUGUGUGUUCAGUGCUUCCCUGAGUUCACUUUCGGCUAAUCUUAACUCGUUCGCCGGCGUUGUUUACUUUGACUAUAUCAAGCCCCAUAUCCGGCAUACGGAGGCACGGGCCAAUGGAUUCAUGAAACUGGUCAUCAUUGCCAUGGGCGGCUACUGUAUUGUGGGCGGGUUCAUUGUGCAGCGUUUCAACUCAAUAUUGCAGACCAUGUGGACGAUUACGGGCAUCAAUACGGGCGCCGUUGUGGGUAUCUUUCUGUUGGGCAUGUUUGUGCCCCGUGUCAAUGGGAAGGUGGCAAUGACCAGCAUUUUGUUCAGUGUGCUUGCCAUGCUGUGGGUCAUCAUCAAUGCGCAGAUGAACAUCAAGGCGGGCCUUAUUAAAUAUGAGGUAUUGCCAAAUACCUUGGAUCAGUGUGAGGCGCGUGGCCUAGACACGAUUUUUAAUGCAAUAAAUCGUACAGCUACAGCAACAACAACAGCUGCCGCUGUGCCAACCAAUGUGACAACCGCUUUCGGCAGCAAUCGGGAGUUUUCAGUUUAUGAUAUAUCUUUCUAUUGGUAUAAGGUAUUGGGCGCUAUUCUGAUAUUCGUGUGGGCAGUGCCCAUGAGCUAUGUGUGGCGCCCGGACAGAAACGAGAAACAAAGUCCAAAAUUGUAUUCGCCAUUUGUGCGCAACAUGUUAAGUGUGCCCGAUCCGGUGCUGGAGCUAGAGGAGCUGCCAUUAAAGGAACCAUUGACAAAAGCUGUGCAGGAAAAUGGUGCGGCAUAGGUUUAGCCAAACUUGUACUUACAACUAUUUUUAGUUAAUACACAAUGUUAUCUCUCUUUUGUAUUUUUAAAAGAUUUAUUUACAAAAGAAUAUUUAAAUGAAGAAUUUCUUACACAGAAAGUAUCCAGCUACAUACAAAAACGGCCUCGGCUGAUUGUUUCAGUUACAAAAAGAGUUCCAAAGUAUUUUUACGCUCUUGUGUCGGUUUUUUUUUUGUUUUGUUUUUUGUUUUUUUUUUUUUUUUGUUUAUGUAUAGCAUUUUUCAUUGAAAAAUUUUACAGUACUUGUCGUAAUUUAGUUAAGAUUGUGGAAAAGACUUUUGUUUUCACUUCACAAAUUCUAUGCGGAAUACAAUUGAUGCGUUAUCUGAUAUAGGUUUAUCCGUUUAAAUUACAUAAUGACAAAACGUUAAAAACUAAAUGCUUUAUGUGAGCGCUUUUCAAAAUACGAAAAUUAUAUAGAAAUUAAACAAAAAAAAAUAAUAAGUAGAGAUAUAUACGUAAUAUGUAUUGUGAAUAGCCAGGUAAGUGUGAAUGGCAUUGGUAAAGUUUUUAAUGCUUAUGUACUUAAAUUCUUGAACGACGCAUCAGUUGUUUAAAAAUCUUUUCUUGGGUUUUGAGUGUUGUCCAAAUCGGUUUUAAAAUUAGAUUUGCAUUAAAGAUUAUGUCUUAUAAUUUAAAAACAUCUAUUUUACAUACAUUUCUCAAUAAUGUAUUUGUUUUGUUUCC
Messenger RNA from Drosophila novamexicana, 2583 nucleotides. Its product is annotated as sodium-coupled monocarboxylate transporter 2-like. Gene Ontology annotation, cellular component: membrane. Bases 23 to 1855 code for a protein of 610 amino acids. The transcript has 8 exons. Gene Ontology annotation, biological process: sodium ion transport; transmembrane transport. Gene Ontology annotation, molecular function: symporter activity. The record is from RefSeq and is a predicted model, not a curated record. NCBI's taxonomy places the organism in Eukaryota, Metazoa, Arthropoda, Insecta, Diptera, Drosophilidae.